Messenger RNA from Cooperia oncophora, 543 nucleotides. NCBI's taxonomy places the organism in Eukaryota, Metazoa, Nematoda, Chromadorea, Rhabditida, Trichostrongylidae. The record is from the annotation of a GenBank genome assembly.
AUGGAGCACAGUAUACUUCCUGGAAAAAUGUCCUUAUUUUCGGGCAGCCGAAUAUUUCUCAAAAAAAGCAAGGUAUUCGUCAAAAGCUACACUCAAAAGAGGGCACUGAAUUUCACUAAAGCGGAAAUCGAACUUCUGGAACAGCUGAAAAGUCUCACGAACAGCAAUUUGAACACAUUCGUUGGGAUCUCAUUCAAUCAGGGUCGAGAGCUGAUGGUAAUAUGGACUUAUUGCUCUAGGAAUAGCCUUGAUUACAUCCUUUUCGAGAAGGAACGGCAUUUUGGUCGGACUUUUCAGUGCUCCUUUAUCAAGCACAUUCUUAAGAUGAUGCGCAAAGAGCUUUCGUGCUUCCAAGGAGUCGACGUCGACAACCUUCCACCUAAAUAUUUGCAACUUCCACCGGAAAUACUUCGCUACGUGAUUGCUGAAGGUCUAAUUAGUCGUGGAUCUGUAAAAGCUGACAUCUACCAGCUGGGAAUGAUCAUAUAUCAAAUCCUCUUUCACACAAGACCUUUCGCAGACAAGUCGAAUCUGACUACGAGA